This is a messenger RNA of Angiostrongylus costaricensis, 560 nucleotides long. NCBI's taxonomy places the organism in Eukaryota, Metazoa, Nematoda, Chromadorea, Rhabditida, Metastrongylidae. The record is from the annotation of a GenBank genome assembly.
GUGGAGUUGAAGAGUUCGAGUACAUUGAAGAUCCGGUAUUCAAUAUGGAUUUGAGCCCACCAGUUGGUUGGACGUAUUUUCCACCUAAGACAGAAGCGCUGAAAUCAAUUAUUAACGGAUGUGGUUUCGUACAGAGCAGCGACAACUAUCAGAUCUGGUACUUUGUCGGCCAAUCGAAUGACAGCUUAAUCGCCAAGCAAAGAGCAAACAGUGAGAUAACAGCCUCUUCAGUAACAGAGAUCGGUGUUCUUUAUCCUCCUAGAGAUGUCAGGUGCCCAGCCGAAGCGAUGACGAGUUUUGUUAACGCAGAACGCAACACAAGAGGAGCUGGUCCGCGUUAUGGAAAAGUCGAAGGUGGAGCUGUGACUCAGACAGCACCAGGUGGUAUGGGCACAGGAGACUUCGUGUUCACAGCCUACACGAAAUUGGUGAGAGUGACGUUGAGCAAUGCAGCCGGCAAUCGCUACACAUGGAACAUCGUCAAGAACACUUUCAUGCAGAAACUCUCUCUCGGUUUCAAUGCACGUUUCAAUGGCGAGGUAACCAUCAGCAGAAACUAG